Molecule: messenger RNA, 588 nt
Organism: Caenorhabditis remanei
Lineage: Eukaryota; Metazoa; Nematoda; Chromadorea; Rhabditida; Rhabditidae
Exons: 5
Coding region: 1-588 (195 amino acids)
Biological process (GO): positive regulation of neurogenesis; negative regulation of extrinsic apoptotic signaling pathway via death domain receptors; canonical NF-kappaB signal transduction
Source: RefSeq, a predicted model, not a curated record
AUGACUUCCCAAGACCCAUAUCAACUGGUUGCCAAAUGGAACGUUCCCGUGGGAACAGAAGUUCAUAAUGUCAUACUGGAGCACAACAUCUCCACUGGAAACAAGUUGUUGCGUGUUGAUGGGACGGUAAUUGUAAAACAGAACAGUAUCCUAACCCGAGUUGGAGAUCACGAGUUCCCAAUCUCCAAUUUGAAGGCCUUGCUCUCCAUCAAAUGUACCGACCGGGGGGACUGGGUGCACACUUUAUCAAUAAACGGAAUGACUUUCAAGGACUAUAAAAACGGGUACUAUCAGAACUUCACAACGUGGAAGCCCGAAAUUGCUGGACGCGAAUUUUUAAUUACUUUCGAAAAACACCGAUCCGAGGUGUAUGUCGACGGUACCAACAUUCGGACCACGAGAAGAUUCGUCGAGUGCGGCACGUCGACCAUCUUCCAUCUGCACAGAGCAUUCUGCGAAAUCAUCGAGCAAGGUGUUGGUGGUCGAACUGCCAUGACGCAGACACUGUCCGUCGACAACACUCCCGUCCCAGUUUUCAAGGACAAAGAAGACGGUGUCUUCAUCGUCAAACCGACUGGAGCUAGAUAA